This is a messenger RNA of Histoplasma mississippiense, 3090 nucleotides long. RefSeq lists its product as hypothetical. Gene Ontology annotation, biological process: phosphatidic acid biosynthetic process; intracellular signal transduction; cell motility. The record is from RefSeq and is a predicted model, not a curated record. Bases 1 to 3090 code for a protein of 1029 amino acids. Gene Ontology annotation, molecular function: D-type glycerophospholipase activity. NCBI's taxonomy places the organism in Eukaryota, Fungi, Ascomycota, Eurotiomycetes, Onygenales, Ajellomycetaceae. The transcript is spliced from 6 exons.
AUGUCCGGAAAAGAAGACCCUUUGGCCUACGGGCAUUAUGGCGGACAAGGAGAGUCUGAAAGAGGAGGAGGGGAGGGGGGAGGGGAGAGGAGUCUCCUAGGAGACACUCUCCACAAGUUCCGUGAUAAAUACAAGACUUACUCGGGCGGACAGCCCUCCCAGCAACCAUAUCAGCAGUCGCACUACGAUACUCAAGGUGGCUAUCAGGGACAACCCGGCUCCCAUGGCUACGGACAACAGUUUCCACAAUCUCAGCAACCUUAUACCGCCCCUGGCCAACAACCAUACAAUGAACCUAUCCAAGGCCAGAACCCUCCCUACCAUCAAAGCAAACCACCAAAGUCUGAUAUGGUGUCGGGGCUACUCGGCAAGAUACAAGGAAUUGGCUCCGAUGUAGCACAGAAACUUGGCUCUGCUUUGGAUCCUCAAGCGUAUGCCCAGUAUGGCCCGGGCCCAUCAAACUCACAGAAUCGAUUUGGAAGCUUUGCACCGCCCAGGGAGCACUGCGAUGCCAAGUGGGCGUUGGAGAAUGCAAAGGAGUCGGUUUGGAUCCUCGAUUGGUGGCUAUCUCCGGAGCUAUAUUUGAGACGCCCGCCUUCCAAAAAUGAGCAGUACAGACUCGAUCGAAUGUUGCAGGCUGCAGCUCAACGCGGGGUGCGUGUCAACGUAAUUGUGUAUAAAGAGGUCACCCAGGCAAUGACCUAUUCAUUCAAAAACUUGACUCUCAGCGCAGCCGGCGUAUCCAAGCUUUCCGGAGAUGCUUUGAAAGGUUUGUACGGGAUGAGUGGUGAUGUUGUUCUUUAUUGGGCUCACCAUGAAAAGCUUUGCAUGGUUGAUGGGAAGACUGCGUUCAUGGGUGGACUUGAUUUGUGUUAUGGCCGUUGGGAUACCCAUCAACAUUCUAUUUCUGAUGUUCAUCCUAACGACAUCAGGGAUACUGUGUUCCCUGGUCAGGAUUAUAACAAUGCUCGUGUUUUGGAUUUCCAGGAUGUGCUUCAUUGGGAAAAAAACACUCUUGAUCGCAAGAGCAACUCCCGCAUGGGCUGGUCGGAUAUUUCAGUUAGUCUGCACGGGCCUGCUGUUGAGGACCUUCGGAGGCAUUUCGUUGAGCGAUGGAACUUCAUUUACGACGAAAAAUACAAUGUCCGUCAGGACUCUCGAUACUCGAAGCUGGUUCUCUACGGAAAACCGCUGCCAGCUGGCACCAUUCCUGGAUCACAUGGGCAACAGCAGCAGCAACAAUAUGGACACCAGCCACCUCCUCCAGGUCAGACCCAGCAGUACCCCCCGCCUCCUCCUGGCCCUCCACCGUCUCAAACCCAAUAUAGCGGUAGCAAUCAAUCAGGGCAACCUCAAUGGGCCGCUCCACCUCAGCAAUCGCAGUCCCAGACGCCAUAUUUCCCUCCCCCUCCAACUCAAGCUAGCCAGCAUUCGCAGACUCGUGGGCCAGAACCUCACUAUGACCAAGGCUAUCAGCAGCAGUUCCAACCAGGCUACCAACAGCAAACUGACCAGGAUCGCACUCUGACUUCUGAGCUCCGUGGAUUGAGAAAUGACCUUGGAAAUUUUGGAAACAUCCUUCGAGGUCAACUUGCUGGGCAGGUGCACCAAUAUCAGGAUCGAUAUUUCUCUGGUACUCCUGGUUCUACUGCGAGGGCGCCGGCGAACAUGUCUUGUCAGAUAGUUCGUAGCUCAGCCAAAUGGAGCCAUGGUAUUCCAGUAGAACACUCAAUUAUGGAUGCAUACGCGGCUAUAAUUCGCGACAGCGAGCAUUUCAUAUACAUUGAAAACCAGUUCUUCAUCACAGCGACUGGUGAUGUUCAGAAACCUGUCGAAAACAAGAUUGGUGCGGCUAUUGUUGAACGGAUUCUUCGUGCUGCGAGAGCAGGACAGAAGUACAUGAUAAUAAUUGUCAUCCCAGCAAUUCCCUGCUUUGCGGGAGAGCUUCGUGAUGACGCUGCUCUCGGGAUUCGUGCGAUUAUGGAAUUCCAAUACGCUUCCAUCAACCGUGGAGGCCAUAGUAUUAUGGAACUGAUUGCCAAGGAGGGAUACAACCCGAUGGAUUAUAUCCGUUUCUAUAACCUUCGCAACUAUGACAGGAUUACCGCAAGCGCAGAGAUGAGAAAAGUUGAGCAGAAAAGUGGGGUUGACUACCAGGACGCCCAAAAGCAGCAUGAUGACAAGGUUGCUGCGAGCAGAACUAGCGCUUUCGAUACUACUACGGCCUAUCAACCAUACCAACGGGCUGCACAGCAGGUUUCCCAUUCAAGCGGAUCUGGUCGUUGGAAUAGCGUAAGCGAGUGCUAUAUGCUUGGUGGCGAGGACAUUCGAAAAGUGCCAUGGGAACAUCCCGGCGAUGUUUCUGAAAUUGAUGCCUUUGUCAGCGAGGAACUUUAUGUGCAUUCAAAGGUUUUGAUUGCCGACGACAGAACGGUCAUCUGCGGAAGUGCUAAUCUCAACGACCGUUCCCAGCUGGGCGAUCACGAUUCGGAAAUUGCUGUCAUCAUCCAAGACCCUACUCCUCUGGAAUCAUCAAUGGACGGCAAACCGUACCUCGUGAGCAAAUUUGCGACUACUCUUCGACGACAACUAUGCCGAAAACAUUUGGGCUUGCUUCCGGUUCAAGAUUAUGAGAGGUCAACUGCUAAUUCUGAGCCAGUGGGCGUGCCCAACUCUUACGAUAUGAACUCACCAGAGAAUCAAAUCGUCAUCGACCCUCUAUCUGACACAUUCCAGAGCUUCUGGAAUUCCCGCGCAAAACAGAACACGGAGGUCUAUCGUAAAGUUUUCCACGCUGUGCCCGAUGAUAAAAUCCGACACUGGAACGACUACAAGGAGUUUUUCGAGUAUUCCUUCCGCAGUCCUGUCGGGGAGGAGAAAAAAGAUGAAGAAGGGGAAACACGGGAAAAACCAUACUUGAUAGGCCAUGUCGUUCGCGAAGAUUUUCCAGGAGGAGUACAGCAGGUCAAGGAGGAGUUGAGCAAGGUCAAGGGAACGGUCGUGGAGAUGCCCUUGAUGUUCUUGAUUGAAGAGGACAUUGCCAAAGAAGGGAUGACGUUCAAUAGCCUUACGGCACCUCUAUACACCUGA